Molecule: messenger RNA, 1149 nt
Organism: Hordeum vulgare subsp. vulgare (domesticated barley)
Lineage: Eukaryota; Viridiplantae; Streptophyta; Magnoliopsida; Poales; Poaceae
Exons: 5
Coding region: 366-869 (167 amino acids)
Source: RefSeq, a predicted model, not a curated record
UGUUAUAUUUGGUUUUCAUGAAUUGAUAGGAACGCAGCCAAAAGAACACCGAUAACCGUAAGAAACAGAAGACAAAACACAGAAUUGGAUCAAAAUCUUACUCGCAAGUAAGUUUUGAGAAGAGAAACCCGGAAACUGGAGAAGAGCCACAUUGUAUUACUCUGUGGGAACUCACCCACACGAAGAAUGGAACAUGGUCUAACACAGAGUCACAUGAUGUUUAUGACAAAGCAUGUGAAGAGGUUAAAAACAAAGAGACUGAAACUCAAGGUCCACUUUCAGAUGAGUAAAGACACAAUAUUUUCCAGACCACAUACAAAGGCACUCUGCAAUGCAAGUCAUCGCAGCCUCGUGGGUACGGAUAUAUGGCCAAACCGUCAACUGGUUCUGAAAGGAUUCGUAUACAGAUUGAAGAGCAAGCUCGUGCUACAGCAGCCUUCCAGCAGCGAAACUCUGAGCUCAGCCACCAGGUCAAUGAUUUACAAGAUCAACUACAAGCUGAGCGUGCAAACACACAAGAGAUUAUUAACUUGGAGUGCGCUGAGAGAGAACAACUUGAGGAAAAGUUAAAAGAAGAGCGUGCUGAAAGGGAAAGAUUGUUGGAAGCGGAGCGAACAUCAAGAUUGAAAUUUGAAAAAAACAUGAUGGCAAAGUUUGCAGAAUUCAGCAAACAGAUGGGAACCCAACAGGUGUUUACGAACAGGAUUGACAAAGAAAAUAGUAAUCCAAACUUCCAAAACACUCUUUUACAGAGACCUAGUCCUAAUAAGGCUGCAGGUGCAAGGCCAACUGUUAUUUCUUCAAAUGCGCUCAUACAUGCUUCAACAAGAAAUUCUCGAAUGUUUAAAGCAAUUGGUUUAAAUAACUAGCUGGACUGGACUCGAGAUGACGAAGGAUCCAAAAAACUACCUGGACUAGACUCGAGACCACACACAAUUUAUUCUAUGGCUGGGCAAGUUUCAUUUGAUGGUUUGCUAUGAGAAUUAUGAGUUUUAUGAAUCUAUUAUAUGUACGGUUUUGAAUAGUGUAAUUGAAUGCCAUAUUUUUUUAUGGUUGGAAUAGGCUAUUACCACCGAGCCAUUUUUGGUUGCCACAUGUUUGCACAACGAAAAAUAUAGUGUUGCAAUAGAGCACUUUAUAUUGUCACAA